AUUCGUUGUGUGUUUGGCCCGAGAAAGUGUGAAGUGUGUGCGUGCAUUUGUCGUGGUCGUGGACACAUAUUUCUAAUUUUUUUAUUUUUUCUACAUAAAAAAAUAAUAAUAAUAUCAAAUUUAUAUGUACAAUUUAGUAGCCUUUUGUUCCUUCGAUUCGAAAUAUACAGUAAUUUUUUGGGUUUAAAUUUCCACCAGUUUUCACAACUUUUUUUUCCGUUCGCCCGUUGACGUUAUUUUAUUUUUUGUUUUGUUUUCGUUCGUUCUCGCGUAUAAAUUUACGUUUUUUUUUUUCGUGUGCAAAGGAGUAGCAGCAGCACCAGAAGCAGAAGGAAGAAGACGUUUUUUCUUUCUUCUGUUACUUGACGUCAGUUUAAUGCUGAAAGUGUUCGGGACAAGAAAAAAGUAAAAUGAAAAUAAUCGCAUAAUAAAAAAACAAAUACGGAAAAAAAGCUGUUCGUUCAAUUGCAAAUUCCAAUUUGUCAAUUUUCGAACACACACACCACAACAGCAGCAGCAGCAACAACAACAACAACAGCCAAAAAAAUUCACUAAACCGAUAUCGAAAUCGAGUUUGAAAAGAACCGAGUCGGAAGAAAUUACAACCAAAUCGAUCAUCGUUGAAUUCUUCGUGUUACGUUCGGUAGUUUUGGAUUCCGUUUUCUUUUCUGUUGGUUAUUUAUUCUCCUUAAUUUUUACCGUGUUUUGUUUGUGACCACGAAAAUCUCCUUCCGGAAACAAAAAAGAAAAAGUAUAGUAAUUAAACAACAACACAAAAUACCGAAACCAAAUUGAAUUUUCAUCAAAAACCACAAGCGCAAAAAUAAAGAGAAAAAGAUUUCAUAGAAAGAUAUCACAUUCGAAGACAACGUCGGCGAACGACCAGAACUCAGAGAGAAUCAACGUAAGCAACAUGAUUUGUGGUGCAAAGUGAAGUAAAAAGAAAAUAGAAAGAAAGAAAAAACGAAUUUUUUUUCUUCCUCAAGUGUGUUUCUAAUCGGCGAAAAGAUACUAACAAAAAAAACGAAGCGAUACCAAUAUCUGAGGAACCAUUGCAUGUAUAUGCAUAUAAAAAAGAAAUAAUACAACAUCCAACAACAACAACAACAACAACAAAAAUAAUAACAACAACAACAACACCACUGUGGAUUUGCUGCUACCAGUUGUAUUAUAAUAGAAAUACUCAAACAUAAUAAAUGGCCACUAUAGAUGGGCGACCUACACAAUAUGGUGUAUCUCUCAAGACUCUGCGGGAGCUCAUGGAGCACCGUGGCCGCGAAGGUAUUGCCCGGAUAAAUGAAGUAGGUGGUGUACAGGAAUUAUGUAAAAAAUUAUAUACCUCACCAAAUGAAGGCUUAAGUGGUUCACGUGCCGAUAUUGAACAUAGGCGAGAAACAUUUGGUUCAAACACAAUACCACCGAAACCACCGAAAACCUUCUUACAGUUAGUAUGGGAAGCCUUGCAAGAUGUGACACUUAUUAUUUUAGAAGUAGCAGCCCUAGUAUCCCUUGGUUUGUCUUUUUAUUCACCGAAAGAGGAGGAAACACCCGUUAAAAAAGUUCAAGAAGAAGAUGAUAGCCACGGUUGGAUUGAAGGCUUAGCCAUAUUAAUAUCCGUCAUAGUUGUUGUUAUUGUAACUGCGUUCAAUGAUUAUUCCAAAGAACGACAAUUUCGGGGUCUACAAAACCGUAUUGAAGGCGAACACAAGUUUUCGGUAAUACGUAAUGGUGAAGCAAAAAAUAUAUCGGUAGGGGACAUCGUUGUUGGUGAUAUAUGUCAAAUAAAGUACGGCGAUCUCUUACCAGCCGAUGGUAUAUUGAUCCAAAGUAAUGACUUAAAGGUGGACGAAUCGUCGUUAACUGGUGAAUCAGAUCAUGUAAAAAAGGGUACGGAUUACGAUCCGAUGGUUCUGUCGGGAACGCAUGUUAUGGAGGGCAGCGGUAAAAUUGUUGUUACAGCCGUCGGUGUCAAUUCGCAGGCCGGUAUUAUAUUCACAUUAUUAGGUGCUGCCGUUGAUCAACAAGAAGCCGAAAUUCGUAAAAUGAAGAAAGAAGCUAAAAAGCAGAGGAAGAAGAAAAGUUUAACAACAGAUGGUGAAGUACCAACAAACAUAACAAGUAACAGCCACGGAAGUGUUCCAGCCCCAGCGCCAAUCAAAGAGGCGAACAAUGAUUCGGUAGAAAAUCAUGUGGAUGGAAAUGCAGGUGGCACCGAAACGGAAUCAGCACCACCGCCAUCCGCUCACAAAAAGGAAAAGUCCGUGUUGCAAGCAAAACUCACAAAACUCGCCAUUCAAAUCGGUUACGCCGGCUCAACGAUUGCUGUAUUGACCGUUAUCAUUCUGGUGAUUCAGUUCUGUGUCUCGAAAUUUGUCAUACAAAAACUGCCCUGGAGCAAUGUAUAUGUUAACCAACUGGUGAAAUAUUUAAUUAUUGGUGUGACUGUUUUGGUUGUCGCCGUACCCGAAGGUUUGCCUUUAGCCGUUACUUUGUCGCUAGCUUAUUCAGUGAAGAAAAUGAUGAAAGAUAACAAUCUUGUACGUCACUUGGAUGCUUGUGAAACGAUGGGUAACGCAACUGCCAUUUGCUCCGAUAAAACUGGAACACUAACCACGAAUCGAAUGACCGUUGUCCAAUCGUAUAUAUGUGAAAAGCUUUGCAAAGUUACACCGAAAUUUUCCGACAUACCAUCACACGUUGGUAAUAUGCUCGUGCAGGGCAUCUCUGUAAAUUCGGCGUACACAUCCCGUUUGAUGACAUCACAGGUAAAUCCCACGGAUCCAAUCACUCAAGUCGGUAACAAAACCGAAUGUGCAUUGUUGGGCUUCGUACAAGGCCUGGGCAUGAGCUAUCAAGCAAUUCGUGACGAAAUCACCGAAGAUAAAUUCACUCGCGUCUACACAUUCAACUCAGUUCGAAAGUCUAUGAGCACAGUCAUACCACGACCAGAUGGCGGAUAUCGCCUCUACGCAAAAGGUGCAUCAGAAAUGGUACUUAAAAAAUGCGCAUUUAUAUACGGACACGAUGGCGUUUUGGAGAAGUUUACACGCGAUAUGCAGGAACGUUUGUUACAUCAAGUGAUUGAGCCAAUGGCAUGCGAUGGUUUGCGUACCAUUUCCGUUGCGUAUCGCGAUUUCGUUCCAGGCAAAGCGGCUAUAAACGAAGUACAUGCUGACAACGAGCCUAACUGGGAGGAUGAAGAGAAUAUCGUGAACAAUUUGACAUGUUUGUGUGUGGUGGGCAUUGAAGAUCCGGUUCGCCCCGAGGUACCCGAUGCCAUUCGUCGUUGUCAAAAGGCCGGUAUCACGGUUCGCAUGGUCACCGGUGACAACAUCAAUACCGCCCGUUCAAUUGCGGCCAAAUGUGGCAUUGUCAAACCGAACGAAGACUUCCUGAUUUUGGAGGGCAAAGAAUUUAAUCGACGAAUUCGUGACAGCAACGGUGACGUUCAACAACAUUUACUGGACAAAGUAUGGCCGAAGCUGCGUGUGCUCGCCCGAAGUUCACCAACCGAUAAAUAUACUCUAGUCAAAGGUAUUAUUGAUAGUAAGGUAAGCGAGAAUCGUGAAGUGGUUGCGGUCACUGGCGAUGGCACCAACGAUGGUCCAGCAUUGAAAAAAGCCGACGUUGGCUUUGCUAUGGGAAUUGCCGGCACCGAUGUGGCAAAAGAAGCUUCCGAUAUUAUUUUAACCGAUGAUAACUUCAGCAGUAUUGUAAAGGCCGUCAUGUGGGGUCGUAAUGUGUACGAUUCAAUCGCCAAAUUCUUGCAGUUUCAGUUGACCGUUAAUGUUGUUGCAGUUAUAGUUGCGUUUAUUGGUGCUUGCGCGGUACAAGAUUCACCAUUGAAGGCUGUUCAAAUGUUAUGGGUUAAUUUGAUCAUGGAUACUCUUGCGUCGUUGGCCUUGGCAACCGAAUUACCAACACCCGAUCUGUUACUGCGCAAACCAUAUGGCCGAACAAAACCACUUAUAUCACGCACAAUGAUGAAAAACAUUAUAGGUCAAGCCCUAUAUCAAUUGGGAAUCAUAUUUUCAUUGCUCUUCGUUGGCGACAAGAUGUUAGAUAUUGAAUCUGGCCAUGGUCAACCACCGACACAACAUUUCACUAUUAUUUUCAAUUCAUUUGUAUUGAUGACGUUGUUCAAUGAAUUUAAUGCGAGGAAAAUUCACGGACAACGAAAUGUUUUCGAAGGAGUAUUCACAAAUCCGAUUUUCUAUUUGAUUUGGAUUUUCACCUGCAUUUCACAGGUGGUCAUCAUCCAAUACGGAAAAAUGGCAUUCUCCACAAAAGAACUAACACUCGAACAAUGGUUAUGGUGUUUGUUCUUCGGCGUCGGCACCUUAUUAUGGGGUCAAUUAGUCACAACAAUACCGACAAGAAAACUACCAAAACUAUUAUCAUGGGGCCGAGGUCAUCCAGAACAGUACACCGAGGCAAUUCAUCUUGGUGAUGAACGAUUCGACUCAUUAGAUUCCGAUAAAAAACCAAGGGCCGGACAAAUUCUAUGGAUUCGAGGUUUAACAAGAUUACAAACUCAGGUGAUAGGAGGUGAAUUACAAGAACGUUUGAUUCCAGUACCCUACAGCAAGAGCUCCACUGAUCAAGCUAUUCGGGUUGUAAAUGCAUUUCGCCAGGGUUUAGAUGCACGUUACGGUGAACACAGCAAUACCACAUUGGCCGAAGUCCUGCGAAAGCAAACAUCGUUGAGUAAACGUUUAUCGCAAACAUCGUCAAUUGAAUAUGCCGACAAUAUACCGGAUGAACUAUCGAUACCCGAAAUAGACGUGGAACGUCUAUCAUCACACAGCCACACGGAAACAGCCGUAUAAAAUUUCGCGCCGUUUUAUUAAAAAAAUAAAAUAAAAUAAAAUAAAUAAAUAACUAAUUAGUUCAAUUCAACAAACAAACAAAAAAAGAGGAAAAAUAUUUAACAAAAAAAAAAUGAGGAAAAAACACACACAUACACAAUAAAGAUGAAGUAAAAAAAGAGAGAGAAAACCAAAUCUAUUAUUUAAAAUGAUGAAAAAAACAACCAACAAAAAAAUGGAGUAAAAAAAAUAAAACCUAAAGAUUUAAAUCAAAUUUAAAAUGAGAGAGAGAGAAAAAAUCAUACAUUUUUUUUCUGUCAAAAGUGAAACAUAACACACACAUAAAACAACAACAAAACAACAAUUUAAGAGAGAAGAAAAAGAUAAACAUAACAUCCACUUUCGUCACGUUAUGGACAUAAAGAAUUAAACACUUAAAACCAAAAUUUAACAAUGAAUUGAAUGAAUGAAGAAGAAAAAAACCAAAUAAAUAUAAUAAUAUAUAUAUUAAUAUAUAUAUAAUAUAUAUAUUAUUGCGAUCCAAAAAAAACGGGGCAGAGAGAGAAACCUACAAAUAACAAGAAACAAACAAGAAUUAUCGAAUUUUAUUUAAGUAACACUAACUUAAACUCGUUACAGAUCCAUUUUCGAAGAAAAAAACAAACAUAAAUUUAAACAAACAAACCAACAUCAACAAAUGAAUAGUUAAAUGCUGUAGUAAAUCUUCAUCACAAUCACCAAACUAAAAAAAAAAAAACUCAAAAUAAAUAUUGACAAAAAAGUAAAAUAAAAUUCGAAAUGUAUUUAGAAGCAUUAUAAACAAAACAAACGAAUUAUGUGUGCGCGAAAUCGACACAUAACUUUGCGAACGGUGGGGAAAGAGAGAGAAAGAAAAUUUAACAAACAAAACAUCCAUAAUGUUUACCAAGACAAAGAAAACAACAACAACAGCACACAUAAGAGAUUUAAAUUUAACAACAACAAAAAACUGUUUAAUGUAAACUUCAUAAAAAAAGUAGUUCUGAACAUAGCACACACGCCUGACAUCAAUCAUGCUAAAGAAGAAGAAAAAGAAGAAGAGAAAACACAACGACAUCACACGUGAAAAAUUACGUAAAACUAAUCUGUUUGUAAAACAACAAUAACAAAAUCAUUUGGUUAUUUUCAUGGGUGAUAUCAAGCCAUCAUACGAACAAUUAGACAGCAUCGGCCAUGUGUCCGGAUACAUAAAUACACACCCCGAAUUGAAUUGUUUUUUGAAUUGACAUUUAGCUGAGACGUUAAGCGAAUCGACUUUUUCGUCCUCGACACAUACAAUUUAACAUGUUGAAUAGAGAUUUAAAAUGAGCAGACAUUUUCUUUUUCCUUGCAAAACUUUCAACUAGACGUAUUUAAGAGAGAGAGUCUUAGUAAAAGAAAAAUAAAAUGAAAUUAAACUAAUGAAUGAAAAAAAAAAAACAAAACAAAACCUAAAAAAGCACUUUGUGGGUGAAAUGCAUGAAAAGAAACACAUUUCAUUUAAACUCUUUUAUUAUUAAAUAGUUAAAAUGUUGGUUAAUUUAAAUAGUCGAAAGAAAAACAUUUUUUCAUGUAUCUUGCUUAUGCGGAAAGAUUUUUUCGUUUUUCGUUUUUAUUGUUCUUUUUUUUUUCUUUUGCUAAGAUGCGAGAUAGAAAGUGUGCCGUUAUAAUUACGUCGUAUACUAUUUGCAGCGGUCAUAUUGCUUAUGAAAAACUUCGUCGACCCGGUUCAUUCGCUUUGUCAAUGGCCAAUGGUUGCGUGGAUGUAUUAUCGAAUCUGAAAUUGAAUCACGCAAAUAUGUUCCUCUAGGAAAAUUUCGAUCGAAAAUUUGCAUUCGAUUUUGCUUACAUCUUACUACCUUCUGGAACAAUCCAAAUCGAGAUGAUCGCGCAAUUCUUCGUUUGAAUUUCUUUUCAUCGAAAAUUGUCAUUGUCACGCCAAUUUGGACCUCGCUUGUGCUGCGUUGACAAUCAUCAAAUCGUCGUUUGACCUAGUCACAAUUGGCAGACUAUCCUAGUUCAAAUGAGGUCAAGGGAGGAAUACUAUCAAGACAGUUGCCGUCUCAUCCAAUGCACACACUGAGCGAAAUGAGGUUGUCAGAAUCACCAACAUGAAUUUGUAAACGGGCGAAUUCCAACCAGCGUUGGACAUCUCGCAAAAUUUUCUCCACAUAUACCCUUACAACUGAGUGCAGAAAAUUUUGCGAAAUGUCCAACCCUGGUUGGAAUUCGCUCGUUUACAACUUCAUGUUGGUGAUUCUGACAACCUUAUUUCUCUCUGUGCAAUAAAUAAACUCUAAGAAACCGAAUGAAUUGUGUUUUUCAUUUGAAUAAAAUCGAAAUUGGCGUUAAACACCUUCAACGAAGUCAAAAUCAGAUGCAAUUCAAAACACACACACACAGAAACGCCGAUCAUUGUCCAAUCGACAUAGCGAAUGCCGUUUCAAAUGUGGUGGUUCAAAAAGUAAUUUUGGUUUUACUUGGACCAAUUGGUCCAGCGUCAGUUUUCGUUUUUCUUUUUGGAUUCAUUAUAAAUGGUAGCACUCAAUAAGUCUUUUUAUGAAUUUUGCUAAAUGCCUUGCAUUUAUAUGAAGUUAGAAAGUUUCUAUCAAUUGUAAAGUAUAGUUUUGAAUUGGCCAUUACCAAAAAAAAACGUUAUUUCUUAGUUAUUGUAAUUAAAAAAAGAAGAAAAUAUAAUUUGAUUAAAAUUAUGCAACAUUACAAAAAAAGAAAAGAAAAAACUAUGAAUAAAUAAUGGAAUGGAACGAGAGUUGGACGGAGGGAGCGUAAGGUAUCGAGGAAGCAAAUUUAAUAUUAUAAAAAUAUUCUUCCAAAAUAAAGAGAAAAUUUACAAGUUAACCGAUAAGCGAAUAAAAUUGAAAUAACCAUAAGUAAAAUCCGAAAUCAGAGAGCGGAAGUCAAAAGCAUGCCACUCGGCCAUUUUCUCGGCGGAAAUGGUGACCGUGACGGUGGCGGUGACGACGACGAAGACGAUACCGUUGCAAUUUCUAUACAAUUGGCUCUCCAAACAUCUUAUUCAAAUGGUAAUGCAUAAUAAAUGGACUUAACCGAAUUCUCACACUUCCUCGGAAAAAAAACCCAUCAAAACAACCAGAUUUUCGUCGUGCGCAAACAAAUUACGAUUAAAUGAGAGAGCAUUCAUCUCAUGCGGAUGCAUUUCAUUUUCAAUCCAUUAUUUUUCUCGUUCAGCCUAGGCCGUUUUUGGAUUUUUGUCCAGUUUUUUGAUGGAUUGACCCUUUAGUUAUCUUUAUUCCAUUGGGUAACAAGCGAGCUUUCAGUCAUUUUAUUUAAUCGUUAUUCUUUCACGCCAAACAAUUCUGUUGAAUGAUUACAAAAUAGUGCAACAAUUUCACUUUUAAUUUGUGCAGAUUCUCACUUUCGAGUGUUGGCCAAAGCUCAACAAUGGCUUCCCACUCCAAAGUCCUUCCUCAGCCACACAUUAUGGUACAUGUUCGAUUGGAGCAGCAUUGGAUUUGUGUUUUGAUUCCAUUUUCUUUCGCAAUUUCCACCAAUCUCAAUCCAAAGUCUGCUCAGAUUGAUCAAAACUUCUGACUGAUCAUCGAGUGAUUCGGAGAAACCCGCAAAUGUUGAAGAUUUCUCCAAAAAUUCCCUAAAGUUUUCUAAGUUUUCAAACCAAUUUCGAAGUUUUUGAACUAUUUUCGAAACAUUCGAAAUUAUUUAACAUGUGAAUAUUAAUUAGACUACAAAUGUCGAUAUUUGCCGUUUGAGCCUGGAUUUUGAGUUUCUUAAGCCAUUUGUCACUGCAGUGUGUCACACAUGUCUCAUCCCAACACUCACCGACGAAAACAGAAUAUACACACAAUAAGUACACACACAACAAUUGCGAUUUCGUGUAUAAAAUAAUAAAGACAACAAGCAAAUACACCAAAAAAUAGUGUAAUCAAAUCGUUUCAAUUUUAUUUUUGUUUCCGCAUCACAAGAAAAAGAAGAAAACAUCCAAACAAACAAGAAGUACUAACACACAAAUCAAACCAAAUAAAGAAGAAAAAAACAAUCGGAUUAGAAUUAUAGUUGAUAACAAGCUAUACCGAAAACGUUAUUAUUGCUCUUAUUACUAUUAUUAUUAUUAUUAUUUUUGUGAAAGAAAGAAAAAAAACUAUAUUAUCAUUGUUUUGCAUUGGUCAUUAUAAGUUAAGACAUUAAUUUAGUGAGAGAAAAACAAGUGAAAAUACCGGCACACAUAGAUGAUAUAUACUAAAAAAAGGAGUUUAAAACGUUUGGCAUACAUACACAUACCCACAGAGAACCAUACGAGUUUUUGUAGAGAAUUUAAGAACGAAAUUUUCACUGAUCAACCGAAAAUCAUUAGGGAAGCAACUGACAGCAACAAAAUCGCCGAAAAUUUCAUGCCAAUUCGCUAAUAUCUAUCAAAAGUUGAUGGAGAAAAAAAAAUUCGCAAAAAAAACGUUGACAUAUUUUACGAAAUUAUUCAAUGAAAAUAUUACUUGUAAUUUGUAAGAGGAAACCAAAUGAACAGCUAUGACGUAGGGAAAAUUUCUGAUGAAAACGAGGAUAUAACAGAAAAUAUAACAAACCAUCAGCAAAAGUCCGUUCGUUUUCGCAAUACACACAAAGAUUUUUUUUCUAUUUACCUUUAAAAAAAUAAACGCUGGAGCAAAACCGAGCAUAAAUGUAAAAGAGAGGGACAGACAAAACAACCCACAAACAUACAUAAAAAAACUAUAAUUUGUUGGAUUGAUCGAUUCUCGUUUGCAUCAAAUACUAAGGAAUUAUUAAGAAUGAACGCUUGAAAAUCCAUUUGGACACCCGAUUUCAAUGGAUCAAAGGAGUUGAUUGUUCAAAUUCAAAUCUUCUGCACAUUCACACCAAAUUCACGGCUGUAUGCGUGUGACUUUGAAAACUUCACACUCGAGUGAAUUUUUCUCGGUUCGACGGCAGCAACGUUGACAUUCGGUGAUGAAUCGGCUGGAGUAAUCCAAAUGGAUAUGACCUAAAACACCUUUUAUUUAACACCGCUUCAAAUGGAUUUCAAAAUGAAAAAACAAAACACAAUCAAAACCACAAUACACAAUAUAUUAAAAGAAUGAGAAAAAAAAUCGUAUGUUAAUUAUAAAUUAAUUUUAAUUUCUACGUUAAUUCGUUAAUUUAUCUUUGUAACGAUAAAUAUUUCUAGUUAAAUUAUACGAUAAUGGUUACGUUUGUAUCAUUGUUUCAAUGUUGAGUUUUAUUGCCCAUCAAACAACAAUAUUUUAUUGUCGUUUCUUUUCGUUUCGUUGUUUUAUUUCAUUAUUUCGUUAUUUUGGUUUUUUCUGCUUUGUUUUUAUUUUCUUUCCCCUUUUGUUUUAGAUAGAUUGAAGCGACUCCAGUUAACGUUAUUCAUUUCCUUAUCAUUUAAUUGGUUUAUGGAUAUUUUUGUGUUUGUGUGACGAAAUGAUGGCGCCGUUUGUUUUUAAUGGAUUGCUUUGCGGCAGAGACAUUGACUAUCAUGAGAGUCGCAAGAUUUUGGCAUCUCACCAUAUUUCGUGGCACAGUAAAUCAUGCGAAAUUUGUUCUUCUCCUCAGUUCUUAGGCUCUCUCACAUACACUUUUAGACCGCUGGAUCGGUUUUGUUUGAGUUAAUCGGCCUGCCAAAGCAACACAAACACUGUCUUUUCUUUUCUUUUUCAUUCUUUUUUUCGCUUUCGUUCCAAUACAGGCCGUAACGAUUUGAUCAAAACAAUUCAAAAACCCUGACUCCCAUCCCUCCUCCAACAAAAAAACCCCAUUUAAGAAAAAAAAAAAGAAGAUGAAAAGAGAAACAAAUAAUGAAAAAAUUACUUCUUUGAUUGUUAUGUAAAUAGAAAAGUAAAUGAGAGAGAGAGAGAGAGAAAGAGAAAAUUAUGGAAUGAUCAAGGGACAACCAGAAACUAUCUAGAUAAUAUUCAUGUUAAUAAAUUGUGUAUUUGUUGUAUUGUUACAAAAAAAAAGAAGAUUAUUUUGAUAGGAACGAAAUAAAUACAUAUAUAAGAAUUCUGAACAAAGAAGAAGAACAAAAAAAACUGAUAAUCAACUAAUGAAAACUAAACCAGAAAGCGCCAGCCAUUCAUUUUUUUGCAUAUUUAACAGAAAUAAUGGCGAAUUUUCACAUAAUUCUAUUACUUUUCAUUCGAAUCACACACAUAUAUACGCACACUUCGAGAACGAUCAUCGCUAGGCAAAUUUACGCGAUUCGAUGCACGUUUAAUUCUUCACAGUGCUGUCAUGGAGGAGCUUGUUUCCCUAUAUGGGUAUAGACUGCAUUCAUUUAAUGGACUCUUCAUUUAAGACGAAACCAUCAAAUUACUUCUGAUCCAAGUUUAAUGAUGAUGACAUGGAAUUGCAAUCAAAAAUCAAAUGCAACAUUGUACGACAUUUUCGAGAGAAAAAAAUCCCAAUGACAUCGUGCUUCAAAAGCACGAAAAAACUUUUUCUCAGUUAGCAGAAAUAUUUCUUGUUGUUUCCAGCCUCUCUGAUCGUCUGUACAAAUAGAUAGGAAACGUCAAACAAGGACAAUAAAGCGGCACCUGGCGACUGGUUGGAGAAAUAGAGAAUCAUGCACAUAGUUUGCUGUAACACGUAUGCGUCUGUGUAAGUGCGUCUGUGUUAGUUCAAACGUUGAAAGUAUGACACAUUGCACUUAGUCCCUAGGUGCCGCUGUAUUUGUUUACUAUUUUCAUGAUCAGAAAGGCUGGUUGUUUCCAUUGCAGAAGAAAAAGAAUGAACAUAUAUGUGCCUUUGAUUAAAAGUUUCAAAUUUAAUUCGAAACCCACGUUUGUCAACGAAUCAACUAAAAACAUCAGAUAAACAAAUGAAAGGUUGCGCUGCUAAUGAGAUUCUAAAGCUAAUUUUGACUUUCCACGAUAGAAAAAUGAAAGCUUUUUAAAAAAACUUCGUUAACAAAAGUUCGGAAGAUAGGGUCAAAUUGACGUUUAUUUCAUUAAAUCGAGGCCUAAAUCAAGCCUUCAAAGUUUUUCAAAGCUAAUGCCAAAACCUACCAAAAUUGUCCAAGAAAACGUUUUUAGCUAACGCUUAUGUUUUGUCCAAAUUCAUUCGACCUUCAUCGGUAUUGCCAUUAAAAUUACGGCAUGUGAAGUGUUAAACAUAUCCAAUUGUGAUUUCUGCCUCUUCAGCUGGUCAACAGGUUCUCAAGUGUCUCCUAGAAUUCGAAUUAUUGGUAAAUAACCUCGCUCGUCUCUUGAAAUCGGCCAAGCAAAGGGCUGCACCGAAAAUACUUCCAAUCAAAUCGAAUGAGAAAAACGCACACACACACACACACACACACACACAUAAGAAAAUAAACACUGUCGAUAAAACACAAUGCGACAGAAUGGGAUAAGAACUAUGCAAAUAGCAAUCGAUUUGUGCAAGUAUUUUCAGUUAACCGGCAAUUUGCUGAUUGUAUCGUUCAAGUAGUCGCACACAUUGUCAGUUAUUUCUUUCGGUUUGUAUUUUAUAAUGAAAACAAAAAACACGAAGCAAGUUUAUAUAGAAAAGAUCAAUGCCUUAGAAAAUAUCCAGAGGUAUCACGACGAAUAGAAUGUUUCAUGUUUUUUUAAACUAUGGGAUAAGUAUAAAAUGCAUCUGCGAACGAAAUGAUGGAACAUUCGAUCAAUUGAUAGUUGAUUCGAAUGAAAUCGAAUUGAACGUACAAAUGAGUGUCGAUUAGUGUAGUUUUCGUGUCUGAUGCAUUUGGCUGAAUCAGCUACACUCAUAUUAUCACACAUACUUUGUGAGUGAGCCAUUCCGCAUUUGAUCAGCUCAUGGGAAACGGCUAUCGGUUUGAAGUAUGGUAGUGCAUUGAGGCAAAAAAGGUUAACAAUCAAAAAUGUAUCCAGUUGAAAUCAAGUUGAAUGCCAUCUGGAGGGAAAUAAAUUUCUUGAAAAAUUGUAAUUUCACUACAUUUCUUUUAUAUUCCAAUUCAAUCACCAUACUUCCAUGCCACAUACACCGAUCGACACACGCUGCAAACCGCCAGAAACGAGUGAGGCGCACUUAAUUUUUUUAGCAUAAUGUCAAAAGAAAAUGAAGAUAAAAAACUAGUUCAAAAUUCAAGAGAAAAAAAAACAACACAAAAUCAUUGACAAUGUGAAUUUUGAACGAAAGAGGAAGAAAAAUUUGCAAGAAUCAUCUUUUUUUUCUGUAGAAAUGACAAGUUGACGUGUGUUGUUGAAAAGAAGAGAAGAAAAAAAAAACAAAAUAAAAUAAAUACAAAAAGAAUAUUUGUUGCAGGCCGCAGCAAUACAUCCGAAGAAAAAAAAAGAAAAAAGAAAACAAAGUAAAAGAAAAAGAAAAGAAUUUCAUUUUGCAUCAAGUGCCUUGCUAAACUUAUUGAUUUGUUCAUGCAUUGAUCACUUGCUUUGUAAAUUGUCGUGGAUUCUCAAUGGAAAAUUUAAAUGACCGACAACAAACAAACAAAAAAUACACAAAAAGAUGAAGAAGAAGAAGAAG
This is a messenger RNA of Sitodiplosis mosellana (orange wheat blossom midge), 13295 nucleotides long. It is a transcript of the gene PMCA, whose product is annotated as plasma membrane calcium-transporting ATPase 3. The record is from RefSeq and is a predicted model, not a curated record. Gene Ontology annotation, molecular function: ATP hydrolysis activity; ATP binding; P-type calcium transporter activity. Gene Ontology annotation, biological process: calcium ion transmembrane transport; regulation of cytosolic calcium ion concentration. Gene Ontology annotation, cellular component: intracellular membrane-bounded organelle; membrane. Bases 1197 to 4829 code for a protein of 1210 amino acids. Lineage: Eukaryota; Metazoa; Arthropoda; Insecta; Diptera; Cecidomyiidae. The transcript is spliced from 17 exons.